Messenger RNA from Liolophura sinensis, 2442 nucleotides. Its product is annotated as U4/U6 small nuclear ribonucleoprotein Prp3-like. NCBI's taxonomy places the organism in Eukaryota, Metazoa, Mollusca, Polyplacophora, Chitonida, Chitonidae. The record is from RefSeq and is a predicted model, not a curated record. Gene Ontology annotation, biological process: mRNA splicing, via spliceosome. Gene Ontology annotation, cellular component: U4/U6 x U5 tri-snRNP complex.
ACGCUUCUCCAACGUUGUGGCUGUCUGCUUUACAAAUUUUCAACCGUAAACACAAGCAGACCAUGGCAUUGUCGAGAAAGGAGCAGGAUGAGUUACGUCCCCUGCUUGACAUCACAGUACAGAAGUUCCUGGGUUUUAGUGAGCCAACACUGGUAACGGCAUCUCUGAACUGUGUGGAUAGCGGCUAUGACAAACGCAAAACAGUCGACAAGUUGUCUACGAUUCUUGAUGACACCCAAGCCUCAAAAUUUGCAGACAAACUCUUUGCAGUGUUAGACGAGUACAGGGCCAGUAAUAAAGUGUCGAGGAGCAAACGGAGGAAGGAUGAUCGUGAAGAAGGGACAGAGGUUAAGAAGAGGCGUUUCCAUGACGACGAGAGCGUGGCCAUCCCCGGUCCAGGGAAUUCUAGCCCUGGUCAGCUGACAGCAGACAAGAUAAAGGAGAUGAUGGCAGCUGCCCAGAGAAUGAUUCAUGACCGUAAGGUUCAGCUGGGGGCCCCUCUCGUCCCAAAGCUUCCCACACAGCCUGUAAAGGAGCCAGGGAUCCCACCACUCAGCCAGACGCAGGCGUUGAUGAGUGACGCUGUGGAGAAGGCCAAAAGAGCAGCAGAGUUGCAGUCCAGAAUACAGUCCCAGCUAGCCGGCCUCAACUCUGCUGGCUUCUCCAUACCUACACAGCCAGCCGUGAAAGUAAUUCCUCAGCAUGACCAGUCAAAACCCUCCCCUCUUAUCCUGGAUGAACAGGGUCGUGCCAUCGACGUGACAACGGGACAGGCCAUUCAGCUUCAGCACCACACACCCACCCUCAAGGCCAACAUUCGUGCCAAACGCCGUGAACAGUUCAAAGGUCUUAUUGAGAAACCACCUGAGGAGUUCACAGAGACCAAGUAUUUCGACCCCAGAGUCAGUCUGAAGCCCACACAGCGACAGAAGCGAGGGUUCAAAUUCCAUGAGGUUGGAAAAUUUCAGCAGAUUGCAUCACGAUUAAGAACAAAGGCACAGCUGGACAAAUUACAGAACGAAAUCGCUCAAGCUGCCAAGAAAACAGGGAUUGCAUCGGCUGCUAAACUUGCGACCAUCGCUCCUAAAAAGGAAAUCAAGGAAGGUGAUGUACCCUGGGUGGAAUGGUGGGACGAAUUCAUACUGAGAAAUGAAUCGUAUGAAGCCAUGUCUUUGGUAACAGACCAAAACAGUGAAGGCGACAUAGAGGGCAUCACCAACCUCAUAGAACAUCCUAUACAGAUGAAGCCUCCAGCUGAUCCUACGACAAAGGUGACAAUACCUGUGUACUUAACGAGGAAAGAGAGAAAAAAGUUACGUCGCCAGAAUCGACAGGAGAAUCAGAAAGAGCUCCAGGAGAAGAUCAGACUGGGAUUAGAACCUCCUCCAGAACCUAAAGUGAGAAUGGCCAACUUGAUGAGAGUCUUAGGGACAGAGGCUGUUCAGGAUCCUACCAAAGUGGAGGCUCACGUCAGGGCGCAGAUGAAAAAACGACAGAAAGCCCAUGAAGAAGCUAAUGCGGCCAGAAAGUUAACAGUAGAGCAGAGGCGAGAUAAAAAGAUCAAGAAGAUUAAAGAAGACACGACGUUAGGGGUACACGUGGCUGUUUAUAGAGUACGAGAUCUGAGUAACCAGGCGAAGAAGUUUAAAGUAGAAGCUAAUGCUAAUCAGCUCUUCCUCACCGGUAUUGUGAUUCUCUUUAAGGAGUGUAACGUUGUUGUUGUUGAAGGAGGUCCAAAGCAGCAGAGGAAAUUCAAGAGGCUGAUGUUACACAGGAUCAAAUGGGCGGAGGAGAAACGAAGCAAAGACGAUGAUGAUAGUGAUGCAGAAGAGGACUCGAGUAAGAUCCGUAGAUGUGUGCUUGUUUGGGAGGGCACCACAAAGAACAGAGCGUUCUCGGAAAUAAAAUUCAAGCAGUGUCCCACAGAGAGCUUUGCUAGAGAACAGUUUAAAAAGUGCGGAGUAGAACAGUACUGGGAUUUGGCGUAUAGCGGAGCUGUCAUGGAAACUGCAGGGGAAGAAUUAUGACCAAUUACUUUUUUCCUGGUUUUUCCCUAUUUUUUCUUCUUUUUUUAUUGCUUUGAAAAGGCAAAAAUUCCAGUCUGAUAAAAUUCAAAUAUCUGAAAGGGACACGACUUUGAUUGUUUCAUUUUGUGUGUGUGAAUGGAUACGCAUCAGCCUUUAUUUUGUGGGUUUUGGAGAUAAACUCUCAUUGUCACUUAUGUGUAGUACAGCUAGAACUAUAAGAAAUGAGUAAUUUUGUAGAACUCUGUGGCAGAAGGGGCUAGCAUGCCAGCAGGGCACAAUAACCCAGGAGCCUCCCACCAAUACAGUCAAUGUGAGUUCAAGUCCAGCUCAUGCUGGCUUCCUCUCUGCUCAUAUGCUGGAAGGUCUGAAGCAACUGCAGAUGGUUGUGGGCAUCCCUCAGGGCUCUGCCCAGUUC